Messenger RNA from Closterium sp. Naga37s-1, 822 nucleotides. The record is from the annotation of a GenBank genome assembly. Lineage: Eukaryota; Viridiplantae; Streptophyta; Zygnematophyceae; Desmidiales; Closteriaceae.
AUGAUCUACACGACCAUUGACUCGUUCUAUCUGACCAAGGACCAGAUAGAUGACUCGCCGUCGCGCAAGGAAGGGGUGGACAAGGAAACGGAGUAUGUCCUCCGUGUAUACGGCUGCGAGCUUAUUCAGGAGUCCGGAAUUCUCUUGAAAUUGCCUCAGGCUGUAAUGGCCACCGGGCAAGUCCUCUUCCACAGAUUUUAUUGCAAGAAGUCGCAGACGCGGUUCAAUGUCAAGGGUGUUGCUGCGAGCUGCGUGUGGCUCGCGUCGAAGCUUGAGGAGAAUCCUCGGCGGAUUCGUGACGUGCUGAACGUAUUCCACAGGAUUAACUUAAGGCGUGACAACCUCCCGUUAGCUCCCCUGGAGCAGUUCUCAAAGAACUACGAGGACUUGCGCACGGAGCUGAUUCGAACGGAAAGGCACAUUUUGAAGGAGAUGGGAUUCAUCUGCCACGUGGAGCAUCCCCACAAGUUCAUUUUCAACUACCUCAGACAGCUCGACGUGCUCGAUGAUGCUGUGAAGCACGAGGCCUGGAACCUUGCCAAUGACAGUUUGCGGACGGUACUGUGUGUGCGGUUCAAGAGCGAGGUUGUGGCAUGCGGGGUGAUCUACGCAGCAACAAGGCGCGCUCGCAUUCCGCUUCCAGAGAACCCGCCCUGGUGGCUGGCCUUCGACGCCUCAAAGGAGGGCAUUGACGAGGUGUGCAGGGCGCUGGCAGAGUUGUACAGGAGGCCCAAGGCUCAGUACGUUGAGGUUGCCAAGGGCAAGGAUGCCAAACCGUUUGUGCUCACCACGAGAGCAUGGGAGCCACCUCCUGAUCCCCAG